GGGCCGGCUGCCAGUGACCGGGCACAGACCCCAGGGCCAGGGCCAGAAAGGCGCGUGUGUGCUGACUGGGACGGCCCCGGGAAGGGGGUGUGCGCCUACGCCGCUGGGCACGAGGGGAGGAGUUGGGGGCCCGGGAGCCGGUCCCAGAGAGUGCCCCGUCCCAGCGUCCCCGCGGAGCCGGUGUCGGCUUGCAGCCGGGGCUCCUCCCCCCCAGGCCCGCAGCCCCUCCUCUGCCGUCCCCCCUCUUCCCUCCUUUCCUCCCCUCUGGCCCCUCCCCGGCCGGCCAGGAGCUGGGACACCCCGGUGGGGCUGCGAACUAGCUGGGGAGUCCACGGAGCGGCCUGGCGCUAUCCCGGAGCUCCUGCGCGAAGCCUGCUCCCCGGCUCCCCCCUCCCCCCAGCCCGGGCCGGCUCCCCCCGCGGCCGCCCCUGGCCCCCUCCCCUUCCCCCGCAGGCCGGCCCCACUUCCCGCCGGGCGCCACGCCCUGUCAAACUUUGUUGGGAGCUGAACUGGGCUGAGCUGAGCGCAGCCGAGCCAAGCGGGGCCGAGCCAAGCGGGGCGCAGAAGGACGCCGAGCCCAGCGGGCGGGGAGCGCAGAGGCGCGGGGCAGCCAAGCCCGCGGGGGCGGCGCCGGGGGCCCGGGGCCAGGGCAAGCGCACCGGAGCCCGGAGCCCGGAGUCCAGCGGAGAGGCGCGGCGCAGCCCCGGCCACCCGGCCGGCCCCACCAUGCCCCAGCUCGGCGGCGGCGGCGGCGGCGGCGGGGGCAGCGGCGGCGGAGCUGGAGCCGGAGCCGGAGGAGGAGGAGGAGGAGGCGGCGGCGGCGGCGGCGGCGGCGGCGGCGGCGGCGGCAGCAGCGGCGGGGGAGCUGGCGGCGGGGAUGACCUAGGGGCCAACGACGAGCUCAUCACCUUUCAGGAUGAGGGCAGCGAGGAGCAGGAGCCGAGCAGCGACAGCGCCUCGGCCCAGCGGGACUUGGACGAGGUCAAGUCCUCGCUGGUCAACGAGUCGGAGAACCAGAGCAGUAGCUCGGACUCCGAGGCGGAGCGGCGCCCGCAGCCCCCCCGGGACCCUUUCCAGAAGCCGCGUGAAUACUUCGCCGAAGUGAGGAGGCCCCAGGAUGGCGCCUUCUUUAAGGGACCUCCUUACCCCGGCUAUCCCUUCCUGAUGAUCCCAGACCUGAGCAGCCCCUACCUCCCCAACGGACCCCUGUCCCCCGGCGGCGCCCGCACGUACCUGCAGAUGAAAUGGCCCCUCAUCGAUGUCCCAUCAACCACCACAGUGAAGGACACGAGGUCACCGUCCCCUGCACACUUGUCCAACAAAGUUCCCGUGGUCCAGCACCCUCACCACAUGCACCCACUGACUCCCCUCAUCACCUACAGCAACGACCACUUCUCCCCUGGGUCCCCACCUGCACACCUCUCCCCAGAGAUUGAUCCAAAGACAGCAGGAAUCCCCAGGCCACCUCACCCCGCUGAGCUGUCACCUUAUUACCCGCUGUCUCCUGGAGCUGUUGGUCAGAUCCCCCAUCCACUGGGCUGGCUCGUGCCACAGCAAGGACAGCCAAUGUACUCCAUCCCUCCCGGCGGCUUCCGGCACCCGUACCCAGCUCUUGCCAUGAAUGCCUCAAUGUCCAGUUUGGUUUCAAGUCGGUUCUCCCCACACAUGGUGGCCCCUUCCCACCAUGGUCUGCCCACGUCAGGGAUCCCCCACCCAGCCAUCGUCUCGCCCAUCGUCAAACAGGAACCCACACCUCCCACCAUGAGCCCCUCCGUGAGCGCGAAAUCCCCAGUGACCGUGAAAAAGGAAGAAGAGAAGAAACCGCACGUGAAGAAGCCUCUCAAUGCCUUCAUGUUGUAUAUGAAGGAGAUGCGGGCCAAGGUGGUCGCUGAGUGUACGCUGAAGGAGAGUGCGGCCAUCAACCAGAUCCUGGGAAGAAGGUGGCACUCGCUCUCAAGGGAAGAACAAGCCAAGUACUAUGAGCUGGCCCGCAAAGAGAGGCAACUGCACUCCCAGCUCUACCCCACCUGGUCAGCGCGGGACAACUAUGGGAAGAAGAAGAAGAGAAAACGCGAGAAGCAGCUGUCCCAGCCUCCACCACAGCCGCAGCAGCAAGUCCAAGAGGCUGAGAGUGCCCUGACCUCCAGGAGCAAGAAGCCGUGUCUACACUACCCACCGCCCGAGAAGCCUUGUGACAGCCCUGCCUCCUCCCAUGGGAGCAUGCUGGACUCCCCAGCCACCCCUUCCGCUGCCCUGGCCUCGCCAGCCGCCCCGGCAGCCACUCACUCGGAGCAAGCGCAGCCCCUGUCGCUCACCACCAAGCCGGAGGCCCGGGCCCAGCUGGCCCUCCACUCGGCCGCCUUCCUCUCUGCCAAGGCGGCGGCGGCGGCGGCUGCGGCUGCCGCCUCCUCCAGCCCCCUGGGCGGCCAGCCUCCUCUCCUGUCCCGGCCCCUUCCCCUCAGCUCCCUGCCCACAGCUCUAUUGACUUCACCCCCUUCUUUCCAGGCUCCCCUCCAUGGCCACCAGGCCCAGCCUCUUUCCUUGGUUACCAAAUCUGCUCACUAAGCCAGCCCCGCCGCCCCGUCCCCCUUGCUGCCGAGGGACUCCUCCAGAAGUAGCGAUUCAGAAAAAAUCAAAAAGGAAACUUUAUUGGUCAAUAUUUGACCACUCUGGACUGUUCGGUGAAGUGUCUGGUAACCGCAGCGCUUCACACUUUGUAGAUGUAAACGGUAGCUGAUUUCAAGAGCUUUUUUUUUUUUUUUAAUAAAAAAAAGUUAAAAAUAAAAAAAAGAAGACACGGAAAAAAACCUGAAAAGUAGUUUGUUAUCCUCUCUGUCUAUGGUGGACUGACCUGUGCAGAAGAGACUCCUCUCUCCCCCUAGGCCCCUCCCCGUCCCCUGCCUCCCGGCCUCUUCUCUCCCGGCUGCAUGUCUGCGAUCCCUGGGAUGCCCCCUCGCCCCCAGCCUCAGCGCUCAGUAGCCAACUUGCCUCGUGUCUCCAUCCGCCCUUCCUUGGUCCUCUGCCUGGUGCUAAGCCGUCCACCGAGAAGCUGUCUUCUAAUGACUUCACUAGCAUCCCCCGUCCUCAGUGGGAUUAUCUACCUGCUCCCCCCCCCCCCGCCUCCUUCUUCCCCUCCCCCAGACUCAGUGACUAUGAGAAUCUCCCCUCCACCGUCCGAUGACAAGAGGGCUCCUCGGGAGCGCUUGAGGCCUGCCCCUCGCUCUCUGGAGACGGGCCAGAUGGAAGCCACCCAACCGUAGUGGAGAGUCCAAACCUCGUCCUCACAGUCCCCGGGGAGAGGAUUGGACCCUGAGGGCCAGGUGAACGUAGUCUGCCAAAGCUUUGAGACCCUCCCUCUCGCCCCCGCCAGCCCCCCACCAUGCUUUUUUUUUGUGUGUGUAUUUCUGUUUUUGUUUUUAUGUCUUUGGAGCGAUUUGAACUCCCAGUUGUCACCAUAUUUUCACAAAAGAAAUAAAAUUGCAGUUGCAAGAA
Monodelphis domestica (gray short-tailed opossum) is the source of this 3492-nucleotide messenger RNA. It is a transcript of the gene TCF7L1, whose product is annotated as transcription factor 7 like 1. Gene Ontology annotation, biological process: canonical Wnt signaling pathway; regulation of transcription by RNA polymerase II. Gene Ontology annotation, molecular function: DNA-binding transcription factor activity, RNA polymerase II-specific; RNA polymerase II cis-regulatory region sequence-specific DNA binding. Lineage: Eukaryota; Metazoa; Chordata; Mammalia; Didelphimorphia; Didelphidae. Gene Ontology annotation, cellular component: chromatin; beta-catenin-TCF complex. The record is from RefSeq and is a predicted model, not a curated record.